Messenger RNA from Physeter macrocephalus (sperm whale), 3100 nucleotides. RefSeq names its product Bprotein-1 related complex subunit 7 (gene BORCS7). Lineage: Eukaryota; Metazoa; Chordata; Mammalia; Artiodactyla; Physeteridae. Bases 2092 to 2508 code for a protein of 138 amino acids. Gene Ontology annotation, cellular component: BORC complex. The transcript has 5 exons. The record is from RefSeq and is a predicted model, not a curated record.
UGUCAUUGACUGAACGUAUUUCAAACAAGUUCUGGUGGUAUAUUAGUUUUCUAUUGUGUGUAACAAUAUUACCACACAUGUAGUGGUUUAAAACAACACAUAUUUAUUAUCUUAUUAUUUCUGUGGUCAGGAAUCCAAGAACAGCUUUUCUGAGCCAUGUACUUAGAGUCUCAGAAGGCUGCAAUCAAGGUGUGGGCCAGCUUCUCAUCUGGAGGCUCGAUAGGGGAAGGAUCUGCUUCUCCACUUGCCUGGUUGUUAGUAGCAAUCAGUUCCUUUUGGUUGUUUGACUGAGAGCCUAAUUUUUUUGCUGGCUGUCAGCUGGAGCUCAGCCCUCAGUGACUAGAUGACACUUGUAGUUCCUUGCCACAUGGAGUUGUCCAAUAUGGCCACUUUCUUCCUCACAGCUAGAAAGGGAGAGACUCCAGCAAGAUGAGCCUUACAGUCUUAUGUAAUGUAAUCACAUAAUCACUUACAUAUAAUCACAUAUCUCCCAUCACCUACGCAUAUACUAUUGGUUAGAAGCAAGUCACAUGUCCCACCUACAGGUAAGAGAGGUGGAAUACACAAGGGCCUGAACACCAGGAGAUAGGAAUCAUGGAAGCCAGCUGUCAGUGGCCAAUCUGUCUACCACAGGUGGCUACUUGUUACCAUGGCUCUACCAUGGCUCAAUCUUUUCCUAAGUUUAUGGGUGUGCAGCAACUGGAGUCUCUUACACUGCUGUUGGGAAUGCAGUGGUAAACUUUGAGAAAUGGGUUUGGCAGUUUCUUGAAAAGUUAAAGACUUACCAUAUGACCCAGCCAUUCCACUCCUAGAUAUUACUCAAGAUAAAUGUAAACAAACUCACAUAAAGACUUGUAUAUGAAUGUUCAUAGAAGCUUUAUUCAUAAAACCCCCAAAUGGAAACAACCCAAAUGUCCAUCAACAGAUGAGUGGAUCGACAAAAUGAGAUAUAUCCAUACAAUGGACUAUUUCUCAGCAAUGAAAAAGGAACGUACUAGUAAUAUACACAACUAAGUGAAUGACUCUCAGAAUGUUAUGCUGAAAGAAGGCAGACCAAAAAAAGUACUUCCUGUAUGAUUCCAUUUGUAUAAAAUUCUAGAAACCCAAAUUAAUCUAUAGUGCUAGAAAGCAGAUCCGUUGUUGCCUGGAGUGAGGGAUAGAUGGUCUACAAAGGGGCACUUGGAAACUUGUGGGGGUGAUGAAAAUGUUCUGUAUCUUAAUAGUGGUGGUAAUUCACAGGUGUACACAUCCAUCACACUCAUCAAAUUGUACGCUUUAAAAGAAUGUAGUUAUUGAACAUAAAUUAUACCUCAAUAAAGUUGAUUAAGAAUAAGAAUUAAAUGAAAGAAUCAGAGACAUAUGAAUCCAGACACUUGGAAGAGAAAGUAAUGUUGAUACUGAGUAUAGGUGAUUUUAAACAUAAUUCGCCAAUUUACCAUUGUCAUCUCUCGUGCAUUAGCUAAAAAAAAAAUAGAGCUAUAUGAAACACUUCAGAUACUAAUUCUUUUCAAGGUGAUAAUCAGUUUGCUUUAAAUAGAACAAAGGGGUCAUUUAUCACUAAAAAUUACUAGAGAUGGAAAACAUUUGUCAUACCUAUUGACUAUCUUAUCUACUUUUUUAACUGCCUGUUUGUGAACUUUGCCAAUUUUUCUAUUAGCUUGUUCUUCCUGGUUCUUCUGUUUGUUUACAUGCCUCCUCAGCCUGGGAGCUCACUGGAGACAAGGACUGCAUCUCUUCUCUUUCUUUACCUUAGCCCAGCAGUGGUUGGUAUUUCGUUCAUGAAAUGUUUGCUAAAAUUGAAUUGAUCUUAAUUCAUUCUCAUAUACUUUGGAGAAUUUAACUUUACAGAUGAGGAACACAAGAUGCUGCAGAGGCUGAAUAAUUUGCAGUCACACAACUAAACGGCAGAAUUGGGACUGUAAUCCAGGCCUUCUGAUUUUAAACCAUGGGUUUAUUGAAAUUGUAUUCCAUCCCCUCCAUUGAUGUUUGCCUGGGCCCUGUCUUCUUCAGGAUAUCAACUGAGUAUUUUAAGUGAAUUUAAAGUUAGCAAAGCUCACCCUCCGCUACGCGCAUGCGUCCCUUCCUUUUCCCAUGGUAGGAAAAAAAAAGACACCGCCUCCUUUCUCUUUGCUCAUCUUUUGGCCCCUGCGCUUGCCGUCGCCCGUGGGGAGGUGUUCACUGGUUGAAGUGAUGGCGACUGGGACCCCAGAUUCUCAAGCGCGAUUCGGUCAGUCUGUGAAGGGGCUUCUCACGGAGAAAGUGAACACCUGUGGUACUGACGUGAUCGCGCUCACCAAGCAGGUGCUGAAGGGCUCCCGGAGCUCCGAGCUGCUAGGUCAGGCCGCUCGAAACAUGGUACUACAGGAAGAUGCCAUCUUACACUCAGAAGAUAGUUUAAGAAAAAUGGCAAUAAUAACGACACAUCUUCAAUACCAGCAAGAAGCUAUUCAGAAGAAUGUUGAGCAGUCAUCAAAUCUACAGGACCAGUUAAAUCAUCUGUUGAAGUAGAACGUGUUAUGAGAGGGCAAAAGUGCUUUGCCUGACACUGAGGAGGAAAUAUCUUACAUAACCACUGUGCUAUGGGUUUGAUUUUCCAUUUUCUUCUCCAAAAGUUAAGUUAGAAUAAGAUCUGUGACGAUGAACAGUUUCUCCUGAAAGGAAGUUAAGUGAUUGAAUUUUGAAAGCACUUCUUGAAUCAAACUAACCCAUGCUUUUAUUGAAUUUUUAAGUUGCUCUGUUAAUUUGAUAUUAAAGCAAAAUUAAAAGAUGUCUUAGUUUCUCUCAUAGAACUUUAAUAUGUCAAAAGCCAUAUUGUCUAAUUGUGUUUCUUAAGCAAAUACUGAGUAGUGUUUUAAAUUUAGACUUAAGAGCUUCUAUUGUGAAUGUAUAAGAAUGAUUAAUAUUGUUAUUAAAGACUAUUUUUUCUUUUAAUCAUACAUUCAGGAAAUAUUUUAAUUUCAUGGUCACAGAAUGGUGAUUAGGUAAUACCUGUUGUUUUCUUUUCUUUUCUAGUAACUAAGAGGAGAUAGUUAUUUUAUUUGUUGUAGCAAGUUCCUACAUGAAAAUUAGGCAAAUGGUAUCAUAUCUGGCCAGCUGCAAC